CAAAAGCGCGGUUUCAUCAGUAUAAACAUGGCGGCCAUCACCACAACAGUCUUUCUGUGAGCUAACACCACUUUUUACACCAUAAACAUGUCUUCAUUGAAAUAAUGCCCAAACGAAUAAGAUGAGAAAGAUCUGUUUUUCAUCUGUGGUGAAAUUUGUGGCAUUCAUGGCUACUUUUGCGAAUGAAUUUGGGAAUGUCAGUUCGAAUGGCUCUGAAAAUGCAUCAACUUCGAACGGGAAAGCUAAAGGAAAGAAUAUGUCUCGAAUGGAAUCAUGUUCGCUUAUAAUUGUCAGUACAUUAGAUGGUAAACUUUCUGCUUUGGAUGGAAACAACAACGGGGAUUUGAAGUGGAGUCUGCCUGCGUUUUCAGGUCCUCUGUUGUCUUCUAGCCUCAGUUCCUUUCAGACUGGUAAUAAAGUGCGAGUGAUUCCAUCCCUUGAUGGCGGCUUGUACAGAGUAGCUGGAGAUACUAUUGAGUCUAUUCCCUAUACUGCUGACAGCCUUCUAGGCUCAUUCCACAAACUCCAGGAUGGUUCCAUGCUAGUCGGAGGGAAGGAAGCAAUAUCAUGCGGUAUUGACCCCUAUACAGGGAAAGUAAGGUAUAUCUGCUCUGCCGAGGGAUGCAAGCUGUCCGAGGAUGAGGAAAAUGGGCAUGUCCAGAAUAAAGAUGUUCUUGUAGUGAAGAGAACUCAGCAAACAGUCAGGGCAGUGGAUCAGCGGACCGGUUCAGAAAGAUGGAACUUUUCUGUUGGUCAACAAGAUGUAAACUUUCUAGAGGGUAUAGGUGAAGAAGGUGACAACAAGUGCGCAAUGCCUGAUGCCGAGGUGUCGACAGAAUGGGAUCUAAGGAUCUCUAUUCCUGAUGGGCUCAUUGCUGCUGUACAGCCUCAGGCUUCAGGAGAUAUUGCUAAUGAGGUUGUACUGUGGAGUCAUAAAUUUGAAGCACCAAUUGCAGCUAUCUGGACUUUGCAUGGGGAUUAUCUCAAAAGUGUGGACUUAUUCAGUGAUGAGAUUAUGCCAGGGCUGCGUGAUGGCCUACCCAACCAGGACACGGCAGAAGCUAAACCCAUUAUGUAUCUAGGUUCCCAUGAAGGUCAAGUAUACAUCCAGCCCUCCCAUCCAAUCAUAAACACCCUUGAUCCUGCUAUCAAGAUACAUUCCCAAACAAAUGAUGGUAGCCAAAGGAAACCCAGGACAAUCAGCUGGCAACCCAAGCUUGCAACAUCAGCAUCUCGCACACCAACUGUCGUGUCUAAAGAGGUUGCCGUUUGGAAUCCAGUCGAGUAUCCAUUUGACAAUGGGUACUACUUCUAUGGUGACGUCCAGCCAGUUAUUCCACCUCACCACAGAGCGUUACCAAAUGGACAUGGUACAGACAACCAGACCAUAAACAACAAGGAUAAUAAGAAGCCCCCUCCUAACAGUCAUGCCAUGGAGUACUGGAAGGGCGCUAUGGCUGUAGUGGUAGUGUUUGCUGCAUUCGCACAGCUGGUCCUUAAGUUUCUUGUCACACCUGCAAAACCGGCCCCCUCUACAGCACUUCAGAGAUUGCCUUCCUCAUCCGCCUCUACUAUCACUGGCUCUUCUGAGACACUCAUGCAGCUUUCUCCGAGCUCUGCAAGUCUGUCAUUAAAUGCCAGCUUUUCUUCAAGGUACCUGACUGACUUUGAGCAUGAGCUCUGCCUGGGAAAAGGAGGCUUUGGUUUAGUAUUCCAAGCCAGAAACAAGGUGGACGACUGCCAAUAUGCCAUCAAAAGAGUCCGGCUGCCAAACUGUGAUGAAGCAAGGGCCAAAGUGAUGCGUGAGGUGAAGGCCCUUGCCAAGCUAGAACAUUCUGGGAUUGUUCGCUACUUCAAUGCUUGGUUUGAAGCACCCCCUGUUGGAUGGCAGGAGGAGCUUGAUGAAAAAAUGGUUGAUGAUGGAAAAUACUGUGGGAUUGGUGAUGAUGUAUUGUCUACUGGAGGCCUUGUAAUGCAUGACAUCUCACACCAUGAUAACAUUUACAAGCAGAAAGCUCCAAGAAAUGGGCUUAUUUCUGAUCCUGAUGGUAAGAAAAUCCGCCAAAGAAAAUCCACAAGCUCAAGUAGCAAAUCCCAUCACUCAGAUUGUACUUCUGCUGAACACAACCGCCACAACACAAUUACCGAGGACUUGAACCUGGACAUUCCCUUUGACGUCCAACAGCUUGAGAAUGAAGCCUUCUUGCCAGAGGAUGAGAGUGGUUCAUUUGGGAUCGAGUUUGCUGAGUCUAGUGGUUCUCACACUUCGCCUGGGCAGAGCUCACAUGUUGGUGUCGAGGAUGUGUCAGAAUCAAGUGGAAUUGUUUUCAAGCACUCUAGCAAUGGGGAAGCUGCCAUUCCUGUAAGAAACAGCAGCAAAUCUUUGUGUAGCCGUGGUAGCCACUCCUCCACUGAUAGUGACUCGCACAUUUCACCCUCUUUCACAACAUCAGGCCAGUCACUUCUUUCAGGGAAGCACCACAAGUGUGGCAACAAAAACUGCACCAGUGACAUCCUGUCUGCACCCCUCUACCUCUACAUACAGAUGCAGCUAUGUCAGCGUGAGAGCCUCAAGGAUUGGCUAAAAAAUAACAGCACCAGGGAAGAUAUCUUCUGUUUCAAUGUGUUUGAACAGAUUGUGAAUGCAGUGGAGUAUUUCCACAACCGCGGUAUGAUGCAUCGGGACCUUAAGCCCUCCAAUAUCUUCUUUUCCUUGGAUGGGCUGGUGAAAGUUGGUGACUUUGGUCUUGUGACAGCCACAAAGCAAGACAACAUCCAUGAAAUACAAGAGACAGACAAUCCUGGUGAUCUUGAUGGUAACCACACAGGACAAGUUGGUACUCAACUUUACAUGAGCCCAGAACAGAUUGAAGGCAAAGCUUACUCGUUCAAGGUAGACAUCUUCUCACUUGGCCUCAUCCUGUUUGAGCUGUUUCAUCCUUUCAGUACAGAAAUGGAAAGAAUUAAGGUAAUGAGCAACGUCAAGAAGCGCAUUAUGCCAGCUGAAUUCAAGACCAGCAUGACUUUGCAGUCUCAGCUUGUGACGUGGAUGACAUCAGAUCUCCCUACAGAGAGGCCAACAGCUGCAGAGAUCCAGUCGAGUGAUAUCUAUAAAAACAUCAUUACCCUAUCCAAGCAAGGCACCAAAGUCAAGUCUGAAUAAGACAGAGCAAUGGCAAUAAGUCAAUGUACAAAAUAGAUUAAAAGAUAUUUAAAACCUUGUGUGAAGGGUAUGAAUCAGACUGAAAAAACACCCAAAACUGAUACAUGGAAAAUUCAUUGGGUUGACUCAUAUAUGACUAAUAUAGGAUACACCACAAAACAUUGUUUUGUACCCUGUUUUGUACAUUAUAGUACUGUUCAAUAUUGUUGUCUAAAGCUCAUAUAAUUUUAAAUAUUAUUGUGAGGUGUUGUAGAUUAGGAUGGGAGAGGAAUUUAGAUGCCAUUUAGUCUUUGCAAUAGGAGAUUGUCUAUGCCAUUCUUUAUAAGUUGGCUUUCUUCUGUGGGUUGGAAAAAGGGGUCAAAACCCAUUAUGCACACUAUGCAGGGUACAGUCUAGUCUGCAUUGCAGCUGCUCUUAGUGUCAUACAGGGGAAGCCUUUCCAGUCCAUCCCUGACACUAAAAGGUGCUACUAAGCUUACUGUCAAAUUUCUUUUGCACAGUGAUAUAUUGUACUCAUGUGCAACCUACUUGGUUUAUAUUCAAGGUCUUGUUUAUUGUGAAACAGAAAAAGACAUAGUACAUAUUUGUAUAUUUUGUAGUUUUAUAUGUUUAUUUUGUAAAAAUAGAUUUAAAAGAAUAAAUAGACUGUUUACAUAUACAAAGUAUGGAAUUGCAAACAAGGCAUUAAAUAGCUGUUCAACGA
Nematostella vectensis (starlet sea anemone) is the source of this 3866-nucleotide messenger RNA. RefSeq names its product eukaryotic translation initiation factor 2-alpha kinase 3. NCBI's taxonomy places the organism in Eukaryota, Metazoa, Cnidaria, Anthozoa, Actiniaria, Edwardsiidae. The record is from RefSeq and is a predicted model, not a curated record. The transcript has 22 exons. Gene Ontology annotation, biological process: protein phosphorylation. Gene Ontology annotation, molecular function: protein binding; protein kinase activity; ATP binding. The coding region runs from base 122 to 3163 and encodes 1013 amino acids.